Molecule: messenger RNA, 933 nt
Organism: Miniopterus natalensis
Lineage: Eukaryota; Metazoa; Chordata; Mammalia; Chiroptera; Miniopteridae
Gene: PRSS46
Product: Putative serine protease 46
Biological process (GO): proteolysis
Molecular function (GO): serine-type endopeptidase activity
Source: RefSeq, a predicted model, not a curated record
AUGGCAUGUGAGCCAGAUCUGGGCGUCACAUCUCCAUUGGCUUUUGGCAGACUCGGGAACCCACUCUAUGUGGAAGAGCCCUUUUACUGGGGCUGUGGUCAGACCAACAUGUCCUGCAAGGUGGUGAAGGGGAAGCUGGUGGAGGUAGGCAAGUGGCCGUGGCAGGUGAGCAUCCUGUUCCUGGGCAUGUACGUCUGCAGCGGCUCCCUCAUCCACCACCGGUGGAUCCUCACGGCUGCGCACUGCUUAGAGAGGUCCCUGAAUCCCGACCAAUACUCUGUGAUGGUGGGAGUCCAGCACCUCCCAGAAAAGGGCACUCAUCUCCCGCUUGCUCACAUUGUGAUUCAUGAGAAUUUCAAGAACCUCAUAGCCAACGACAUUGCCCUCUUGAAGCUCAAGGACCCCGUCCUCUGGUCCCCCCUUGUCCAGCCUAUUUGCCUACCUACCACCAAUCUCAGGCCAUCUGUUGGAACCUCGUGCUGGGCGAUCGUGUGGGGACGUACAGACACAAAAGUGACCCCAAAGCCCCCCUAUAGUCUUCAAGAGGUGUCUGUCAAGAUAAUAAAACAUCAGAUCUGCGAUCGGCAGUACCAGUUCCUCUUCUUGAAGGGCCAGAAGAAGUUUAUCGGGAAAGAAAUGCUGUGUGCCAGCUCAGAGUGGGGCGCAGACUCUUGUCAGAUGAACUCCGGCAGCCCUAUGGUCUGCCAAGUGAACAAGACCUGGGUUCAGAUGGGGGUGGAGAGCUGGAGCUUCAGCUGCAAGCAGCACCACUACCCGAAUAUCUACACCAGCACCUCUCUCUUCACCCAGUGGAUCCGGAAGCAGAUCGGGGACGUGAAGUUCAUCAGCAGGGCCCACUCCGCCUUCCUGAGCCCCGUCUUCCACACCGGCUACAUUCUGCUGGUCUCCCUGGGCUCCCUGUGGCUCCUUUGA